Molecule: messenger RNA, 2226 nt
Organism: Paramecium primaurelia
Lineage: Eukaryota; Ciliophora; Oligohymenophorea; Peniculida; Parameciidae
Source: the annotation of a GenBank genome assembly
UUUUAAUUCUCGUAAAAAUUAAAGAGAUGAAUAAUAUAUUCCGAUUCAAGUCAUUUAUGCGAACUCCUAUGUUUUGGUUUAGUCAACCUUUACACAAAUUAAUAAGAAACAUUGGUGUUUCAGCUCAUAUAGAUUCUGGGAAAACAACAUUUUCAGAGAGAGUACUCUAUUAUGGUGGAAGAAUUCAUGAAAUUCAUGAAGUAAAAGGAGCAGAUUCAGCUGGUGCAACUAUGGAUUUUAUGGAACUUGAGAAAGAAAAAGGAAUUACAAUUUAAAGUGCUGCAACUCAUUUGAAAUGGAAAGGACAUUAAGUUAAUUUGAUUGAUACACCAGGACAUGUUGAUUUUACUAUAGAAGUUGAAAGAGCAUUAAGAGUGCUUGAUGGUGGAGUAUUGCUGAUUUGUGGAGUGGCAGGAGUCCAACCAUAAACAUUGACAGUUCAUAAAUAAAUGUCUAGAUAUAAGGUGCCAAGAAUCAUAUUCAUAAAUAAAUUGGAUAGAAUGGGAGCAAAUCCUUGGAGUGCCAUAUAGAGUAUUAGAAAGAGAUUGUCAUUAACAGUAGCAGCAGUAUAAAUACCAAUAGGAUAAGAUUAAACAUUUAAUGGAUUAGUAGAUUUGAUUAAAAUGAAGGCUUAUUUUUUUGAAGGAUUAAAAGGAGAGGAUGUAAAGGAAACAGAAAUUCCAGAGAGAUAUUUAGAGGAAGCAAAAGAGAAGAGAUAAGAAUUGAUUGAAACUUUAGGAAGUAUUGAUCCAGAAAUAGAGGAUUUAUAUUUGAAUGAGUAACCAAUUAGUGAAGAGAAAUUAAAGUCAUCAAUUAGAAAAAAUUGUUAAGAACAUAAAUUUUAUCCAGUAUUUAUGGGAAGUGCAUAUAAAAAUAAGGGAGUUUAAUUGGCUUUGGAUGGUGUAGUAGAUUAUUUACCUGCUCCAGAAGAGAAAUAAAACUUUGGAUUCUAAAUAUCUUAAGAUUAGAAAGAGGAGAAAAAGAUUGAAUUUAAAACAGAUCCUAAAUUACCAUUUGUUGGUUAUGCAUUUAAAUUAGAAGAAAAUAAAUUUGGAUAAUUAACAUAUGUUAGAGUAUAUUAAGGUAAAUUAAAGAAAGGAGAUUAUGUUUAUAAUAUGAAAACAAAGAAGAGAGUAAAAGUUGCUCGUAUGGCUAAAAUGCAUGCAAAUUAAAUGGAAGAAAUUAAUGAUGUUGAAGCUGGAGAUAUUUUUGCAGUUUUUGGAGUAGAUUGUUCAAGUGGUGAUACUCUUGUAUAUGGAGAUAUGAAUUAUUAAGUUUUAUGUUCUAGUAUGUUUGUUCCAUAACCAGUUAUGUCAUUAUCUAUUAAACCUACAAAAAAGGAAUAUUCUGCAAGAUUUUAAAAAGCUUUAUCUAAAUUUUAAAGAGAGGAUCCUACUUUUAAUGUUGAUAUGGAUAAAGAAAGUGAAGAAAUUAUUAUUUCUGGUAUGGGUGAAUUACAUUUGUAAAUAUAUGCAGAACGUAUGAGAAGAGAAUUCGAAAUUGAUGUUCAAUUAGGUUAACCAACUGUUAAUUAUAGAGAAACUAUAACAUAAAAAUAAUAAUUUGAUUAUUUACAUAAAAAGUAAUCAGGAGGUGCUGGUCAAUAUGCCAAAGUUAUUGGAUAUAUGGAACCACUUUAAUUAGAAGAAGGUUAAUUCUCUAAUUAAUUUGAAAAUCAUGUUAUUGGUACUAGUAUACCUAAUGAAUAUAUUACUGCUGUUGAAAAAGGAUUCUAUGAAUCAGUAGACAAAGGUCCUUUGACUGGUUAUCCUGUUGUUAAUGUUAGAUUUGUUUUAGAAGGUGGUGAAACUCACGUUGUGGAUUCAUCAUCUAAUGCUUUCAUGACAGCUACAAAAUAUGCAUUUGCUUAAACCUUUAGAUAAGCUGGACCUGAAAUUUUAGAACCAGUUAUGGCAGUUGAAAUUAUGGUCCCAGCUCCUUCUUAUUAAUAGGCCAUGGUUGGUAUUGCCAAAAGAAGAGGAUCUGUUACAAAUACUGAAUCUCGAGGAGAUAUGUUUGUAUUAAAUGCUGAUGUUCCCUUGUCUCAAAUGUUUGGAUAUGCAACUGAAUUAAGAGGUUUUACAUCUGGAUAAGGAGAAUUCUCAUUAGAAUACAAAAGACAUGAUCCAGUUCCACCUAAUGAAAUUGAAACUAUCAUUGCCAAAUUCAAAAAAUAAAAGAGAGGAUAAUGAUUUUGAGUUGUUUUUGUUAAAAUAUAAAUAUUUG